AUGGGGUGUUGCGUUGCCGGCGGGCUGGAGGGAACACGCGCCGGGCCGCUGCGGCCUGCUGGCUGCUGUGGCACCCAGACCUGCGCGAUCGUCUCCGGGAGCGCGGCUGGCCUGUACAAGGGCUUCGAGCUGCCGCACCUGCGGGCUAGGUGCGUGCUGCGCCGGAUGUGCCGCGCGCGCGCGGGCUUUGUGGAGCGCUGGCGCUGGCGCUGGCGAAUCGGGCGAGGGCCGGAACGGAGCGGCGAGGGCAACCUCAUCCCCAGAGGCGCGCUCCAGCCCGCCGGCAACGCAACACCGCUGAGGUGA
Molecule: messenger RNA, 306 nt
Organism: Coccomyxa subellipsoidea C-169
Lineage: Eukaryota; Viridiplantae; Chlorophyta; Trebouxiophyceae; Coccomyxaceae
Exons: 3
Coding region: 1-306 (101 amino acids)
Source: RefSeq, a predicted model, not a curated record